Lates calcarifer (barramundi perch) is the source of this 1431-nucleotide messenger RNA. RefSeq names its product tubulin cofactor a (gene tbca). Gene Ontology annotation, cellular component: cytosol; microtubule cytoskeleton. The transcript has 4 exons. The record is from RefSeq and is a predicted model, not a curated record. NCBI's taxonomy places the organism in Eukaryota, Metazoa, Chordata, Actinopteri, Centropomidae. Gene Ontology annotation, biological process: tubulin complex assembly; post-chaperonin tubulin folding pathway. Bases 117 to 443 code for a protein of 108 amino acids. Gene Ontology annotation, molecular function: beta-tubulin binding.
AAUCUACUCCAAAGCAUCGAUUUCUCUGUGAGCAGCUCGUCAUCACUGGCUUCCACAACGUCCACACAUUUACCUGCACCUCGCCACAACUGGACAAUAACACAUCAUCCACAGCCAUGGCAGAUCCAAGAAUACGGCAAAUUAAGAUUAAAACUGGCAUCGUUAAGCGGCUGGCGAAAGAGGAGAUUGCGUACAUUACUGAGGCAAAGCAGCAGGAGGAGAAGAUUGAGCGCCUGAAAGCAGAGGCGGGGGAUGAUUAUGUCAUCAAGAAACAGAUGGAGGUGCUGCAGGAGUCAAGAAUGAUGAUCCCAGACUGCCAUCGCCGUCUGGCUAUAGCACAUGCAGAUCUGGUUCAAUUACUGGAAACAGAGGAGGAUUUGGCUGAAUCAGAGGAGUACAAAGAGGCUAGGAAUGUAUUGGACUCAGUGAAGCUUGAAGGAUGAUUCCUGAUCUGUUUCUGUUCUCACUGUGCGAUUCACUUGCUUAAAUGUUCAUUCCUUUCAUCAGGCCUUGUUUGGAACCACGGAGGAAAACUGAAACCAUUCAAAGCCUCUGUUCUUGAUGUAAUUAUUUCUACUGUUUACUGUUAAUGUGCCACCACAUUUGAUCAUGCUUCUCCCGUGUGUAAAAUCCCACUAGAAUACGAUAAAAGUUUGUUUAUUACAGCAGAGGAGUAGAGGGUUUUUCUUUCAGUUUUAUUUGUCAUAUUAAUUCACAGCCUGGACUUUAUAGACAUGACUAAAUACAGACACAUGUAUGUCUUUUUUCUUUUAUGCUGUAAUAACCAUCAGUUUUAAUGGUGAGGACCCACUGCUGGAUUGAUUGAUUGAUUGAUUGAUUGAUUGAUUAGUUAGUCAACUGGUCACCAGCUCCAGUGUUUUAUGAAGUGACAUUUUUCCUUAAUUCUGAAAGUAAUUUUUCUUUUGUUUUCUAUGUAUCUGAAGCUUGCAGGACUUAGAUUGGCUCUAACCCUUGAUGAUGAUGUAUCCCAGAAUACUGAUGAACGCUAACAAUUUUUUUCAUUAUCAGUUAAUAUGUCCAUUAUUCUUUUGAUUAGUUGUUUAGUCUGAAAUGAGUGGAAAAAUACCCAACAUAUGUUUCUACCAUUUCACAAACCCCCAAAAUAUGAAUGAGACCAUCAGUGUAACAACUGGAAAGCAGGAAAUGAAAAUAUUUACAAACUGAUGAAUUUGUGACAUUGUUUUCUUAAAACACUUACUACAUCAGUUAUCAAAAUUGUCGGACUGUUUUUUUUUUUUUUUCUGGGAUUGACCAAUCGAUUAAUCAGCUAAUCAUUUACUAACUGAUGGAUUCACUUGCACAGUGUAUUAUCCUGCUGGUAUUCCUGUUAACAGCAGUGAAAUGAAUUGUGUUUGAUACCUACAAUAAAGACAAGAGCACUUUGGGCAGCCCUGUCAGUCAAAUGACAAA